Castor canadensis (American beaver) is the source of this 2073-nucleotide messenger RNA. It is a transcript of the gene Shisa5, whose product is annotated as shisa family member 5. The record is from RefSeq and is a predicted model, not a curated record. Lineage: Eukaryota; Metazoa; Chordata; Mammalia; Rodentia; Castoridae.
GCGAGGAGGCCAGCGGCCGCGCGGGUCGCCGAGGCUACGGUAGCACCACGAUCCCGGGCUUCCGUCUGUCUGUUCGUCCGUCCGUCUGUCCGUCCGCCCAGCCAUGACCGCGCCGGCCCCUGCACCUCGGACCCUGUUGCUGUUGCUGCUGCUGUUACCUCCGUCUCCGGGUGCUGGUGAUGAGAUAUGCGUAUCUGUCAGUGGAGACAACCGAAUUCCGAAGUCCUGUCCUGAUUUCUGCUGUGGUUCCUGUUCUAACCAAUAUUGCUGCUCUGAUGUGCUGAAGAAAUUCGUGGGCAAUGAGAAAAUGUGUGUGAAGACAGAGGCCAGUGUGUCCAACCACACGGAGCCACAAGAGCAGCUGGGAGUGGCGCUGAGGUUUCAAUCCAGCUUUGACAGUGACCCCGUGUCAGGGUUUGGAGCAACUGUAGCCAUCGGGCUGACUAUUUUUGUGCUCUCUGUUGUCACCAUCAUCAUCUGCUUCACCUGCUCCUGCUGCUGUUUAUAUAAGAUGUGCCGCCGACCACGCCCUGUUGUGACCACCACCACAGCCACCACUGUGGUGCACGCUCCUUACCCACAGCCCGAGUAUACCCCUAGCUACCCUGGACCAACAUAUCAGGGCUAUCACCCCAUGCCCUCGCAGCCAGGGAUGCCAGCAGUACCUUACCCGACGCAGUACCCACCUCCCUACCCAGCUCAGCCCAUGGGCCCACCGGCCUACCAUGAGACCCUGGCUGGAGGUGCAUCCGCUCCUUACCCCGCCAGCCAGCCUCCCUAUAACCCGGCCUACAUGGAUCCCCCAAAGGCAGUCCCUUGAGCGUGCCUCCAUCUCUCUGGCUGCCACUUGACUAUGUUGUGUGUGUGUGAGUGGUAUGCAGACACGGUUCGUUACUGGACCCAGUGCGUUAUGUGUGUCCUUUUUAGACACAUGACCUUCUUUGAUGCUGACCAGGUAGGGACCAAUAAUUGCCAGAGUGGGCCCAGACCAACCUUUUUCUUCCUCACUUGAAUUAAUACUUCCUGAAAUCUCAAGUAAAUUCAGAUAAUGGGGUGGAGGGGUUUUCUCCACUCACCCCAGGGUGACCAGGGGUAGCCUGGCAUACUAGGACAGCAGAGCUUUUUGUGAGAACCAUGCACAUCUUGGUUGUGGUGUGUCCAGCCACUGCUCAAGGCCAGAACUUGUCCCCAAGGUGUCAUUUGCAGAGCCAGAGCCAUGAGGCAGGCAAGUGGGCGAGCCAGGGGAUCUGGAUAAAGCUCAGUGCUCUGGAAAAAUGUCCAGUUGCUUCCUAGAGCCUAUACCAUGCUCAGUGGAGGGUCACCCAGCUUCUGGUGUCAAAAUACUUCAAGCAAAGCCCCACUCAUCCCUGACAACUGUCUGGACUGUCCCUGCAUCCUCUGUGCAACUACCUGGAGGAUCACAUCCACUCACAGUUCCAGCUGCCCACACGGAAGCUUCCCUGUCCCUGCUAGCCUGGCCCCUGCCACAGGUGAGCAGUGGAAGCCUCUGUACACCAACAUUCUCAGGUCGCCUCCCUGCAGUGUUUUUGUUUUUACUUUUGGCCAUUUUGCCAGUUUUCUGUUUUAAAGCAUGUGAUUAUUGAUGUGAGGUUGAAACCCCUGGAUCCUGGAGAGAAAGUGACCCACAGAGGAUAGGGACAACCUGAUCUUUGAUAGUCUGUUUCCCCUGACACAAGCCUCAUAAAACAUACAAUUUCUGUACUGCAGUCCACAGUUAGUCCUGGCACCAUGGACACCACCAGGGCCAAGGGGGCCAUCUGGACCAAAGGUCGGGGGUGGGGGCAGGGGGCCCGGUGGCAGCUCUGGCCCAGACACGAAUACCUCGGUGUUCCCUGUCCCCGUUAAUGUUUCACCAGCUCUGUCUUAGCUUUGUAUCUGUCUGUGUGUUUCUGAGAGUCUAGGCUCUGCACCCUUGUUUAUAAUAAACGCAAAUAUUUGGAGCUGUCGCGCCUUUUUUUCAGAGCCUUGGUUGCUGGGCUUGGGCUGUAGGCCGAGUACUGUUUCCAUCCACUGUUUGGAUUUCUGUCUUUUCUACUUUUAUUGGGCUAAGAG